AUGGUGAUUACCAACACAACUGUUUCAGAACCAAUCGAGUCACAAUCUCAAACACUCGAAUAUAAUCAUCCUCUUUUUCUGCAAUCUACCGAUGUAAGUGGAGUUUCUAUAAUCUCUUUCCAAUUGAAAGGUAGUGAAAACUAUACUAGAUGGAACAAAUCAAUGAAACUUGCAUUAUUAGGUAGGAAUAAAUUGGGAUUUGUGAAUAGUAAAUGUAAGAAAGAAAACUAUCCUAAGAAUUUGUGGGAUCAGUGGGAACGUGUGAAUGCUAUUGUGUUGUCAUGGCUUAUGAAUUCUAUAGAUGUCAGUGUAAUAGGUGGAAUUGUGUAA
Molecule: messenger RNA, 330 nt
Organism: Lycium barbarum (goji berry)
Lineage: Eukaryota; Viridiplantae; Streptophyta; Magnoliopsida; Solanales; Solanaceae
Exons: 1
Coding region: 1-330 (109 amino acids)
Source: RefSeq, a predicted model, not a curated record